Talaromyces marneffei is the source of this 1251-nucleotide messenger RNA. RefSeq lists its product as uncharacterized. The record is from RefSeq and is a predicted model, not a curated record. Gene Ontology annotation, molecular function: oxidoreductase activity; nucleotide binding. Gene Ontology annotation, cellular component: cytoplasm. Bases 1 to 1251 code for a protein of 416 amino acids. Gene Ontology annotation, biological process: NADPH regeneration. Lineage: Eukaryota; Fungi; Ascomycota; Eurotiomycetes; Eurotiales; Trichocomaceae. The transcript has 5 exons.
AUGGCUCCUCCAAGUGUUCUCAUGGUCGGCACGGGCGAAUACACCACUGGCUUCGUCGGUGGUGGUGCUUCGGGCUCAGACAAGAAGGUCGGCGUGGUCGGAUUGACCAUGUUUGAUUUGCGACGGCGAGGCAAAGUCGGGAAAUUGAGCAUGGUCGGCGUGUCUGGACGCAAGUUUCCUGCUAUUAAACAACACCUUCACAAAAACAUCUCCGAAGUCUACAACGGCCUCGACGUCUCCUUUGAAUCAUUCCCAGCCGACGACCAGACAGACCCAGACGCCUACAAAGCCGCCAUAGACGCUCUCGAACCAGGCUCAACAAUCACUAUCUUCACACCCGACACAACCCACUACCCCAUCGCACUGUACGCCAUCCAACGCAAAAUCCAUGUCUUGAUCACCAAACCCGCCACAAAACUUCUCGAAGACCACUUGAAAUUGCUUGAAGAAUCACGCAAACACGGCGUCUUCGUCUUCAUUGAACACCAUAAACGCUUCGACCCUGCAUAUGCCGAUGCACGCGCCAAAGCCCAAAAGCUGGGCGACUUCAACUACUUUUACAGUUACAUGAGUCAACCCAAAUUCCAGCUUGAGACUUUCAAGGCCUGGGCCGGUAAGGACAGUGAUAUUUCAUAUUACCUCAACUCGCACCAUGUCGAUAUCUGCGAGAGCAUGGUUCCGGAGUAUAAGCCUGUCAAAGUCACGGCGUCGGCUAGUACAGGCACAGCGUGGGAUUUGGGAUGUGUCGCUGAGACAGAGGAUACGAUUACAUUGCUCGUAGAUUGGAAGAAGAAGUCGGAUCCGUCGCGAGUAGCUACGGGAGUUUAUACGGCAAGCUGGACGGCGCCGCAGAAGGCGGGCGUUCAUUCGAACCAGUACUUUCACUACAUGGGAUCCAAGGGUGAGAUUCGCAUCAAUCAAGCCAAGCGUGGCUACGAUGUCGCGGAUGACGAACAAGGCCAUCUCGUCUGGUACAACCCAUUCUACAUGCGCUACGCCCCCGAUGAAGAAGGCAACUUCGCCGGCCAAACAGGAUACGGCUACAUCAGUUUUGAGAAAUUCAUCGACGCCGUCACAGCCCUCAACGAAGGACGCGUGACGCUCGAUGAACUCGACAAGAGGGGUUUGCCUACGUUGAGGAAUACGAUUGCCACCACUGCGAUUUUGCAUGCGGGCCGGAUCUCGUUGGAUGAGAAGAGGAGUGUGGAGAUUGUUAGUGAUGAGUCUGAUAAUGGUUGGGGUUUCAAAUAG